Gadus macrocephalus (Pacific cod) is the source of this 1872-nucleotide messenger RNA. It is a transcript of the gene sco2, whose product is annotated as protein SCO2 homolog, mitochondrial. The record is from RefSeq and is a predicted model, not a curated record. Lineage: Eukaryota; Metazoa; Chordata; Actinopteri; Gadiformes; Gadidae. The transcript is spliced from 2 exons. Gene Ontology annotation, biological process: mitochondrial respiratory chain complex IV assembly. The coding region runs from base 778 to 1698 and encodes 306 amino acids.
ACACAUCCUUCCGUUUUUUUUUCCGCUUUUAAAAACAUAGACCCUACACACCUAUAUUCACACACACCCCGUUCAGUGUGGGGGCUGAUGAAUACACAACUUGUCCUGCGCACAAAUCUAUGUCUAUCUCUGAUUUGAUCUAUGCCCGAAUUACCUACAUAAUUUGGGUGCUUCUGCAUACUUAAAUAUUAUUUAUUGUAAGGUUUCCCUGUUAUACAUACAUACCUUUAUAUAUUUACAAACGUACACUUAAACCACAGAGGAUUGGUUGCCUUGGAGCACAUGUAAGAGAUUGUAAAAUGUUGAAGUUCAAGGCCAUGCUGCCGGAGUCUCGUAUCUGAAAACAGACGUUUGCCGACCCCUAGUGGCGUCUGAGUGUAACACCCACAAGGUUCCAGUCGAUUUAAUGGACUGUGAUUAUAACACACAUCAAUAAUCUGUGACGGGUCACCAUGACUUAAUGGAAACUUUUUGAAGCUCAAAAUGAGUUCAUUGACAUAUGUAUUGUUUCUGAUAAAUAAACGAAUAAAUAAAAUACAUUUCAACGAGGCUGAUGCUGUUGGGCGACAACCGGAAGUGACGUUUAUUUCGGUCGCGCACCACACUGGAUGGGAAAUAGCUCAAAUCGAGUGGCUACAUAAGUGUCCUUUUAGCCAGUUUGAACUGUGAUAGUUAAUCAAUUAACAUUAUACACCUUGUCACUCACUAUUGCUACAACUUGAGCUCCUUUAAAAAAAGUUAUUCUUUUAAGUCGGCUGUCCGUCCUGUGAGGAAGACAUGGCCAUGCUAGGGUUGGCGAGCUUCAUCCAAGGUGACUUCCGCGGUGGCGCGACGUCGCUCCUGAGGUGCGCUCUGAGGGCGGCGAGGGACCAACAGAGAGCCCCUCUCCACUCCCCCCUACAGAAGCCCCCCAACACCUCAACACCGCAGGCCGUCUGCCGAUACCAGCCUCUUAACAGUAGUUCCAGACUCCUCGGUUGUACAGCUCGGCCCACCGGUCCAGCUCAUUUUAUCCACAGAUGCUUCCUCACCACGGGCCCCAAGCCCGGCGCAAAAUCGGCCAAACUGCAGCUCCGGACGCGGCUGGUGGUGACCCUGGUGUUCGGGGCGGGUCUGAUGGGGGUCUGGUGGUACGUGUACUCGGAGAAGCAGCAGAUGGCGCAGAGACAGCGCAUCGAGCAGCUGAAAAAGGUGGCCCUGGGCCAGGGCAACUUCUGCCUCACGGACCACACGGGGCGCCGGCGGAACAAGAGGGACUUCCUGGGGGAAUGGGUGCUUCUGUACUUCGGGUUCACUCAUUGCCCGGACAUCUGCCCCGAAGAACUGGAAAAGCUGAGCGCCGUGGUGGCGGCGCUGGACAAGGACCCGGCGUUGCCCCGCGUACAGCCGCUCUUCGUCACGGUGGACCCGGUGCGGGACGAUGUCGCAGCGGUGGGUAAAUAUGUGAAGGACUUCCACCCCCGGCUGAUCGGACUGACGGGCACCGAGGAGGAGGUGAAGGAGGCGGGGCGGGACUACCGCGUGUACGCCAGCGCGGGGCCCAAGGACGAGGAUGGGGACUACAUCGUCGACCACACCAUCCUGAUCUACCUAGUGAACCCCGACGGCCUGUUUCUGGACUACUACAACCGCAUGAAGAGCGAGGAGCAGAUCUCCGAGAGCAUCCGGAACCACAUGAAGGUGCACGUGAAGUUGUGACCAGUUUCGAUGCUUAUUGACUUUAGGAACUCACACUUCUGUGGGUGCACUUGACUCCUAGACAGAACCUGCUGCGGUUAGCAUAACCAUGAGGAGUUCUGGUUGUUUAAUGUUGGCUGUAAAAUGACAUCUGUGUAUAUACAUAAACAUCAAACAAUAUUUGUGCAAUGUCAA